AGGAAAAAGAAACAUUACAUAUUCUCUCUUCUCCGCCGGCACUUGCUCUGCUCAAGAAAAGCGAUCCAUCAGGGUUUUAUCGCAGCAUUGUGGAUCACUUUCAGAUGGCGACUUCGGUUCAACCGCCCGUUCCUCAAGUUGUCGGUAAUGCUUUUGUUCAGCAGUACUACCAUAUACUGCAUCAGUCUCCGUCCCUUGUUCAUCAAUUUUAUCAGGAUAUCAGCCAACUUGGCCGUCCUUCUGUUGAUGGGUCCAUGACCAUUACUACUACUAUGGAGGCUAUUGAUGCAAAGAUAUUGUCUCAAAACUAUUCUGAGUUGACACCUGAGAUUAAGACUGUGGAUGCACAAGAAUCUUGUAAUGGUGGUGUUCAUGUUCUUGUAACGGGUUGUCUGGUGGGGAAGGACAACGUAAUUCAGAACUUCACUCAAACCUUUUUCCUUGCGACACAAGAGAAAGGGUACUUUGUCUUGAAUGACAUGUUACGCUACACAGGGGAUGCAAACAAUUCGACUGAAAUCACUGUCUCCUCCAAUAAUGUGGUGGAUAGAUCAGCAUCAGCUCCACAACAAGUUCCUUCUCCUGUAGUGGAGAGUGAACAGAUUGUUGUUCCAGUAAAUGUGGAAACUUCUGUAGACGCUGCUGAUAAUGGAGAGGUAGUGGUUGUAAAGGAGGAGGUUCCCGUUGCUAAAGUUGUGGUUGAAGUACCAAAUGAGCCUCUGAAAAAGGUUGUAUCCGACUCCAAAGUCCAGGAGCCAAAGAAGUCUUAUGCUUCCAUUGUCAUGGUCAUGAAGGGAAAUGGACCAGCUAUUUCAUCUCCUACUCCUGCUCCUCGUAAAAUCGCCCCUAAGAUCCAAGAACAGCAGGCCAAUCUUGUACAAGCAUCAGUUUCAGCAGCUGAAAUUCCCUUGUCUGGGCCAGGUGCUGCUGAAGAUGCGAAUAACCAAGAGACUGAAGCUGAUGGUUACUCAAUUUACAUCAAGGGCCUGCCUUUAACUGCAAACCCUGGCCUUCUUGAGGAAGAAUUCAAGAAGUUUGGAACAAUUAAAAGUGGUGGGAUUCAAGUUAGAAGUAAACAAGGGUUUUGUUUUGGCUUUGUGGAAUUUGAGGCUGCCUCUGCAGUUGAAAAAGCAAUUGAGGCUUCCCCAAUAACGAUUGGUGGGCGUCAGGUUUUUGUCCAGGAAAAGAUGUCCAACAAUAACUCCCAUGUCAACAAUAGGGGAGGGAGAUUUCAAGGAGGAAGAAUGUCUGGAUUUAGGAACGAAGGACCAAGAGGAGGAGGAGGAGGGCGAGGGAACUAUGGUAGAGGAGGAGGUUAUAAUAAUUCAAGAGGUGAUUUCAAUGGUAGGAAUGAUUUUGGUAACAAUAAUAAUAGGGGUGGCAAUUGGGGAGGUUUCCCGAACCGAGGUGCUGGUGGUGGUGGCAAUAAUGGAAGCCGUGUAAAUCAUUCUGGCGGGUUUAAUGGUGGUGGUGGUGGUGGUGGAGAAGCUAAAGCCACAACCGCCAUGCCCCAUGUUUCUGCAACAGCUUGAGAAACUAACCAUCAACAUCAAAGCAUCAGGUUUUGUUUUGGUUCCCCCCAUUUUGUAGUUGGGAGGCAUUGAAUAGUGUCAUUUUGUGACAGAUCAUAUCCUAUUUUGGAUAUGCUGUCGGAAAAUUUUCAAGAAUAUUAUUAUCCUCACUCAUUUUUCUUUUAUCCCUUUAGAGAUUUUUGUUUUUGUUUUUUAUGGAUCUUGUUAUUUUUUGGGGUGGGGUUUAUUAUUAUUAUUACUAUUAUUAUUAUAGAUUUAAUUGAUUUGGAUUUUGAUGUCUUUAACUUUGAAGACGAGUUCAUUAAUUCAUGUUGCUAUUAUUGCUCA
Impatiens glandulifera is the source of this 1859-nucleotide messenger RNA. Its product is annotated as nuclear transport factor 2-like. The record is from RefSeq and is a predicted model, not a curated record. The transcript is spliced from 10 exons. Gene Ontology annotation, molecular function: mRNA binding. Lineage: Eukaryota; Viridiplantae; Streptophyta; Magnoliopsida; Ericales; Balsaminaceae. Gene Ontology annotation, cellular component: ribonucleoprotein complex; cytosol. The coding region runs from base 105 to 1532 and encodes 475 amino acids.